GCGGGCCGGAAUGCGCAAGCGUGAUCCCGAGUGCCCAGAUCGCUGCCUGCUCUUGCCAGCGUGGGUGUGUAAGUGGCCCGGUGCCCCCUCCCUUCGUGUCUGUCUCGGUCUCUGCGGGCUUUCUGUCGCUCUCUCCCCUGCCCCACGCCGGUGUCGCUCCCUGCCCGGCCGCUCUGGGGGCUCUUGUCGCGGAGAGGGGGAGGCCGGAAUCCGAACCCAGAGCCCCUGUAGGCUGACCCGAGGAAGCCGCAGGUUCCUGGCCUGCCGGGGGAAGGAGGCGGCGGACAGCUCUGUCCCUCUCCCCAGGACCCGGCCGGGACCGCGCCCCACUCGGCAGGAUGGACCUCAGCCCCGCUGCCAAGCUGUGGCCGACGAGAAAGCGAGGACCUCAGGCCCGGGGAAGGGGCCGGCCCCGGAAGGUGUGCGAGCACCGAGAUUCUGCUGUCCCUCAAAAGACAAGCCACGCUCGGCACAAGGAGGGAAUGACCUCUGGGCCCCGGAAAUCCACCAGGUCCCUGGAGUCCGUGACCUUCCAGGAUGUGACUGUAGACUUUACCCAGAGGGAAUGGAGGCAGCUGACUGGAGACCAGAAGAGCCUGUACCGGGAGGUGAUGCUGGAAAACUAUGAGAACUUUAUUUCCCUGGGACUUCCCGUCUCCAAGCCAGAGCUGAUCUCGAAGCUGCAAGGUGGGGGAGGCCCAUGGACACUGUUGGAGGGAGAACCCAGAAGCCCCUGUCCAGAUCAGGAGACUCAAACAGAGAUAAAGAAGACAAUCCCAAUACAGUGCACUUCCCUGGAAGACACAACCCAGGAAAAACUCAUAAAGGGUGAUCCCUGGGAUUGUAAAUUUGGUGAAGAUGGAAACUGUAAAAACAACUCUGACAGGUGUGAAACUAAUAACCAUGAGAGAGAUCUGAUGCAAGGAACUGAGGAUGAAAUUUUUAAUAAGGCCAGGGGCUACAAAGUUAAUGAGUUCAUGAAAAGUUUUGAUCAAAAGUCUAUCCUUGAUACACAAAGCAAUGUUUCUUCAGAAACGAGUCUUUGUAAAUCUGAUACUUCAGAUUUGAGUGAUCAUAAUGGAAUCUCCUCAGGAAAGAAACCCCAUAAGGACAAUGGAUGCAAUAAAGCCUGCAGUGACUCCUCAGACCUUAAUGAAGAUCAAAGAAUAUGUACUGAAAUUGGCAAUGCUUUUCAACAGAGGAGAUACCUUGCUCAAUGUCACAGAAGUCAUUCCUGUGAGAAACCAUAUAUCUGUAGAGAUUGUGGAAAAACCUUCAGCCAGAUCACACACCUUAUUCAGCAUCAGGGAAUUCACGAUGGAGAGAGACCUUAUAAAUGUAGUGACUGUGGAAAAGCUUUCACCAAUAGUUCAUCGCUUAUUCUACAUCAUAUAAUUCACAGUGGAGAUAAACCCUAUGAAUGUCAUGAAUGUAGGAAGCUCUUCAGCAAUAGAACAGGACUAUUUGUACAUCUGAGAAUUCACACUGGAGAGAAACCCUUUCAGUGUAACAUAUGUAAAAAAGCUUUCAGCCAAAAAGGUGACCUUUCUCGACACCAGAAAGUUCAUACGGGAGAGAAACCUUAUAAGUGUAAUGUAUGUGGAAAAGCUUUUAGCCAGCAAGGACAUCUUACUGCGCAUCAGCGAAUCCAUAAUGGAGAAAAACCCUAUAAAUGUAAUGAAUGUGGAAAAGCAUUCAGCAAUAGCUCAUCCCUUAUUCUACAUCACAGAAUUCAUAGUGGAGAGAAACCCUAUGAAUGUCAUGAAUGUGGAAAGCCUUUCAGUAAUCAUGCAGGUCUCAUUGUACAUCAAAGAAUUCAUACGGGUGAGAAACCCUAUAAGUGUAAUGUAUGUGAAAAAGCCUUUAGCCAGAAAGGUCAUCUUUCUGAACAUCAGAGAAUUCAUACUAGAGAGAAACCCUAUAGUUGCAAUAUAUGCAAGAAGGCUUUUAGCCAGAGAGGAGAUCUUUUUCGACAUCAAAAAAUUCAUAAUGGAGAGAAACCUUAUGAUUGUACUGAAUGUGGAAAAGCUUUCAGUCAGAAGGGAGACCUUACUAAACAUCAAAGAAUUCAUAGUGGUGAGAAACCUUAUAAAUGUAACAAAUGUGGUAAAGCUUUUAGCAUCAGCUCACAGCUCAAUAUGCAUGAAAGAAUUCAUACUGGAGAGAAGCCCUAUAAAUGUAAUCUAUGUGAAAAAGCCUUCAUCCAAAAAGGACGUCUUACUGAACAUUACAGAAUUCAUAAUGGAGAAAAACCUCACAAAUGUACUGAAUGUGGAAAGGCAUUCAGCCAAAUUACAUACUUGAGUCGGCAUGAGAGAAUUCAUACUGGAGAGAAACCAUAUAAAUGCAGUGAAUGUGAGAAAGCCUUCAGCAAUAGCUCAGCACUCAAUGUACAUCAGAAAAUUCAUACUGGUGUGAAGCCCCAUGUAUGUCUUGAAUGUGGGAAGGCCUUCCUCCAAGGUAUAGGCCUUAGUUUACAUCAGCGAAUUCAUACCGGAGAAAAACCAUAUAAAUGUGACAUAUGUGAAAAAGCAUUCAGCCAGCGGGGAGACCUUUCUCGGCAUCAGAAAAUCCAUAAUGGAGAGAAACCCUAUAAAUGUAGUGAUUGUGGAAAAGCUUUCACUCAGAGGGGACACCUUACUGAACAUCAGAGAGUCCAUAGUGGGGAGAAACCAUAUAAAUGUAAAGAUUGUGGUAAAGCUUUUAGCAACAGCUCACAGGUCACUCUCCAUUACAGAAUACAUACGGGAGAGAAGCCUUACAAAUGUAAUGAAUGUGGACAAGCUUUUAGUCGUCCAGGGAGCCUCAGUGAACAUCAGAAAAUUCAUUCUGUGGAGAAACCGUAUAAAUGUAGUGAAUGUGGGAAAGCCUUCAGCCGCAAUCUAUACCUUAGCCGUCAUCAAACAGUUCAUACUGGAGAAAAGUGCUAUCCGUGCAAUGAAUGUAGUAAAGCCUUUCGAAAUGGCCACUGUCUUACUUUACAUCAGAGAAUCCAUAGUGGAGAAAAACCCUAUCAAUGUAGUGAAUGUGGGAAAGCUUUUGGCAGGAAACUAUACCUAACUCAACAUCAGAGAAUACACAGUGGUGAGAAACCUUAUGAAUGUACUACAUGUGGUAAGGCCUUCACUCGGUGUACAACACUUAUUCAGCAUCAUAAAAUUCAUUCUAGAAAUAAACCCUAGAAAUUUAAGUUAGAUAUGUACUCCUAAACAUUACCUAUUACAAACUUUUCAAUCAAGUUAUUGUGAUACUGGACCAAGAGUAAGAAGACAGAUAGUGAUACCAUCUAUCUAAUAAAAAAUAAGAGGGAAAAAGAUUAGUAUUUUAUAAACUUAAAGUAGGAAAAAAUGUAUUUGAUAAAUUUACUUGGGGAAACUGAUUAGCAACAUAGCAGAAAAUGGACUUAGAACUACAUCUCGAGACUCCUCAUCUGUUGCCUCAAAAUUGGGGAGAGGGAUAAAACAGGAUUGCAGUUAUUUCAAUUGUAGAAUUAAAAUGUUCUAUUAAAUAAUUACAAAGAUCAAGUUAAGAUGUAUUUGAGGAUAAAGAAAUAGAAAAGUAUGAAAGCAAUAUAGCCUAAGUAAAAAAAAAAAAGUUGAUUAUUAAAUAUUAUUGAUAAAUAUGAAAAGAACAAAAUCUACAAAGGUAGGUCUUGGUCGACAAUGGAUAAGUGGUCAAUAGGUGUGAAGAGAUCAUUAUCAAAUUGCUAAUAACAUGGAAAGUAUUUUGUCUAUCAAAAUUAUAUAUGUUGAAGCACCAGCCCUGAAGUCAGGAGGACCGGAGUUCAAAUGUGAACUCAGACACUUAACACUUCUUAGCUGUAGGACCCUGGGCAAGUCACUUAACUCCAGUUGCCUAAGGGGAGGAAAUUAUGUUAAAAUUUUGAGAUACUCCAUCAAAUUUUCCAAAAAAAAAAGUAUUUAUUAGAAACAGUGCUUAUGAAAUUGAAGAAGAGAGAUUGAUAAUAGAUCUUUUUAGAAUGCAUUUUCCAAGUACACGGUAAAUGUCACCAAAAAGCAUUUUGAUUGGUCAUUGCAUUGAAAGGGUUAUCAAAAAUAAUGGAGCUAUCUGGUCAAAGAUUUUAAUAUUUCAUAUUCAUUUGUAAUAAAAAGAACUCAAAGCAUUUGAUCUAUCAAUACGAAAUUAAAUUAUGAGCUAUUUGUAUAAUUGCAAUUAAAACAGACAACUUUGAGGAAUAUGAUGAAAGUUGAUAAAGUCUUCAUGUAGCAACAAAGAUAGAGUAACAACAAGCAAUAGUCCCAAUAGGUACUACCAUGUAAGGGUGAUUGAAAAGGAAGAACAAAAAUUUGAAGGGGAGUUAUGCAUACUCAGGUUCAGCCUGUAAAUGGCUGUAUAGUAUUACUGUUUUAUAGGAAGUGAUAGAUAUGUUGAAUGCAGAAGUACACAGAAAAACAAUUGAACUGAUUCAAAGUUGACUAAGCAGAAUCGGCGGGGAGGGACAUUCUGAGUAAUAAUGGUGAAAAUGGAAGUAACCCAAAAACAAGAUGAUGAAAAAAAUUUUAGUGCUAUGAAAUUAUAUUGACCAGGAUUGGCUCUAAAGAAGUGAUUUGAGUCUCUUAUACUCUCAUACACUAUCAUGAUGGAAAUCUACAAUAAAAAUCAAGGCAAAAAAGUUUUGUGCACAAUCAGUUAAUUAGCAAAGGUAAUAGUUGCCAACAAAUUAGGUCAUUGGCUCCUCAGUCAUAGACAAACUGAGGAUUUACAAAGGUUAUUUUUAUAGUCAUAAAAGAGGAAUGCACAAAUUGCAAAUUCUUGGAAAACUUGUUUGAAUUCUGAUUGGAUGGUGUUUGAUGCUUGACUUGAGGUUAAGCUGGGUACAUGCUGGAAUGUUCUGAGGUUAGCUGUGUACUGUUGCCGAUAUUUGGGGUAUAGGCACAUUAGCAUAAUGGAAUGAUAAUUAUCAAUCUGGUCAAAGUUUUACAUCACUCGAUGUGGAAUUACUGUGCUAACUGAUAAGUGUUAUUACUUGCAGUAAAUACUGUAGAGAGUGCUAACUUAACUGACUACAAGAGGAAAUUUGAAAUGGGGAAAUAAUCAUUCCAACUCAGUUUUGCAGGGGCUUAGCUCUACCAAAAAGAGUAACUUAAUCUCUGACUAUAUCUCUUAAUCUAAAAGCUAUCUAUACCUAAGUUUUAUAUGUUCAAAUAAAGAUAAUCAGUAUUGAGUUAAUUAAAAAUUAUUUCUUAGAAUAUUCCCACCACUUUGCAGAGAUGGGGUAAUAUGGGUGUGGAAGAAUAUAUAAAAUUGCCACUUUUUUAUAUGUUGGUUGGUUUUGUUGAAUUAUUUCUUUUUUUCUCUCUCUGUUAUAAGGGGUAGCUCUCUGGGAGCAGUUCAGGGAAGGAUACGUUGGAAAAUGUAAGUGAUAUAAGUUCAAACUAUCAAUAAAAAUUAUUUUAAAAUGUGAA
This is a messenger RNA of Antechinus flavipes (yellow-footed antechinus), 5426 nucleotides long. RefSeq names its product zinc finger protein 420-like. Bases 339 to 3182 code for a protein of 947 amino acids. The record is from RefSeq and is a predicted model, not a curated record. Gene Ontology annotation, biological process: regulation of DNA-templated transcription. Lineage: Eukaryota; Metazoa; Chordata; Mammalia; Dasyuromorphia; Dasyuridae. The transcript has 5 exons.